This is a messenger RNA of Danio rerio (zebrafish), 2480 nucleotides long. Lineage: Eukaryota; Metazoa; Chordata; Actinopteri; Cypriniformes; Danionidae. The record is from RefSeq and is a predicted model, not a curated record.
ACGUAGUUUGAACCCCAGAGUUACACAUACUAAAACAAAAUGUGUAAAAGCACUCGUCCCCAUUCGCUCAGUGGCACCAAACAGAGAUGCUAUCACGAUUUUCUCCAGCUCCACUUAGAGUUUUGUCGCCUCCCUCCGUGUGAAGUGGGCGGCCCUGCUUGAAACUCCUCUUUGAAGUUCGCAAGUUGUUCAACUUUUGCCUCCACCAGCACUCAGCAGCACUUUCCUGAUUGGGUUUACGCGAUCGGUUCUGUUCCGCGAUGUUUGGAUCCGACCUGUGAUCUUAUUGACAUGCGAUAUGGCUCCUUUUGGAAGAAACUUUCUGAAGGCGCGUUUGAAGAGCAGGUCUAAAGUGGUAGAGGAGACACCAGGGAAGGAAAUCCAGGUGCUUGUGUGUCAAGAAGAAAAAGUAGUCUGUGGUGUGACCAAGCACACAACCUGUGCAGACAUAGUCAAGGCUUUACUGGAGGAUCACAAGACCAUACCAGAAAGUAAAAGGCUUUUACAUGGGGAACCUAAAGACUUCUGUAUCCUGGAGAGGUGGAAGGGUUUUGAGAGGGCACUGCCGCCUCUCACUCGAAUCCUCCGGCUGUGGAACGCAUGGGGCGAUGAGAAACCUUUCAUAAAGUUCGUCCUUAUGAAGAUCAGUGAUUUUGUGCCAUCAUCCAAGGGAGCCAAAAGGGCAUCAAAGUCUCGAGGAGCGAGGUCUAAAAGAUGGGACCAAGGACCUGCACAGUACGCCAAGACAGUAUCAGCAGAGAAGCAAAAACGAAUGGUGAAGAAAGCCUUUCGCAAGUUGGAGAAGAUCCAGAAAGGAGAUACUUCAGAAGGCUCUGAGGAGAUUAACAAGCUUAUGCAGAUGAUCAUCUCUCAGGAUCAGACUAUCCGGCAGCAGAUCCACCAAAUGCGUGAGCUAGAUUUGGAGAUUGAACAUGCAGAGGAACAAAUGAGCAGCCCAACACCUCGCUCAAGCAUCACAGAAAGUGAUGACGGACCGUCUCAUUUUGACAACCAUUUUCAGGAGUAUUUAUACACCAGCGAUGGAAUCGAGCAACUGGAUCUACAUGUUCGCAUACACCAAGAACUCAUUGACCAGCUCUCUCAAGAUAUAGACGUGGAGCUGAGGAGCUGGACUUCUGAUUUGGAAGAUUUUAAAGGUGCAGCUGCUGCUUGUCCAGAACUAGAUGGAGAACCAAACCUCUCGUUGUCCUCAACAGAUCUCUUUGAGCUGGAAAACUUACGCAAAGAACUUGAGACAAGCAUGAGAGCUGGACUUUCCCUUCAUUCCCAAAUGCAGGAUAUUGAGAAGGAACUGCAGCGGAACAAAACAUUCUUGCAGUCCCAGAACCAAGAAUACCAGCAUCUUGUUGCAGAACUUGGUGCACUUGAGGUGGGGGCCUGUCCAGACCAGCCAAACCCUGCAUCUCUGAAGACCCAGAUCAGGGCCACUGUCUCUGAGCAGGCAACAGGCAAGGUCAGACAGACUUGUUCACCUGCAGAUGUGACGGAUACAGACUCAGACACUGGAAUAAGCUCAACUCACAGUCAGGACUCUUUGUCGCCUUGUGUGGACAGAUCACCUCCUCUGGACACCGAUGUUUGAAGCUCCAACCAAGAAACACACAGUUUAAAGCAGUGUUUCCCAACCCUGUUCCUGGGGGCACACUAACAGUUCAUAUUUUGGAAAUGUCUUCCUUGUUUGACCCGUUCAUUUCAGGUUUUGGAGUUUUUUCUAAUGUUCUGAUGAGUCAGUUCAGGUGUUUUUGAUUAGGAAGAGUUAAAUGUGAAGUGCUGGUGUGCCUUAAGCAACAGUUUUGAGCAACACUGUUUUAAAGUUUCAAAAUGAAUGUCAAUGGCACUUGAAUGGAAAUAGAGUGAGUCUGUGUCGUGCAGAAUCCAAUGUAGAAGAAUCACUAAUUAUAGUGGAUUCUGUUGCUUUUAGCCAUGUCGCACUGCUUAUAUACUCUUCAACAGCAGUUCUCAAUCCUGUUCCUUUAACACCUCCUGCAAUGUAUAUUUAGUAUGUUUCUCUUACCACUUCAGAGGUUUGUUCCAUUUGCUGAUAAGUGCCCUGCAAAGUGGACAUCACAGAAUAUUCUGCCGUGCAUGUUGAAUUCAAGGACGUGACUUCUAUGCUAAUCACAUGAUUACGGUUCAAUACGAUUCACAUUUCUGUAAUGAUUGAAAUUGCUGCAAAUAGUGUUGUAGCUCAAAUAUUUUCACAUUUUUAAUGAACUAACUUAAAGAUAAGUUGAUUUGGAGAGCAAUGAAUUUAGGGAACAUGUCGAUCUCAACACAGUCUUGGAGCUUGUUAUCUAAAUUAGGUGUGUUAAACACAAGACACAUAAAUUAAGCUGUGUGGGGGGCCGCAAGGGCCAGAAUUGAGAACCAGUGCACUAGAAAACAACCAAAUAGGUCUUUUGUGCAAGCAUCUUAUUACAACCGUUUUAAAGUAAAAUGCCCUCUAGCUGGUGUAAAAA